Exophiala spinifera is the source of this 1623-nucleotide messenger RNA. RefSeq lists its product as uncharacterized. The transcript is spliced from 4 exons. Gene Ontology annotation, molecular function: transmembrane transporter activity. The coding region runs from base 1 to 1623 and encodes 540 amino acids. Gene Ontology annotation, cellular component: membrane. Lineage: Eukaryota; Fungi; Ascomycota; Eurotiomycetes; Chaetothyriales; Herpotrichiellaceae. Gene Ontology annotation, biological process: transmembrane transport. The record is from RefSeq and is a predicted model, not a curated record.
AUGAUCGACUCACCAGUAUCUGUCAAGGAGCACUCGGCGCAGCCAGCGGACUCGCAAGAUGCUAGCUUUUCCGCCGAUGAGCUCGAACUCCGGGCCCAGGGUCACAAGGGAGAGCUCCCCAGACAGUUCUCUACGCUUUCAACUCUGGCCAUCGCCUUUCUUCUGACGAGCGCAUGGAUUGGGUACUCGGCAACCUUCCCAUACCCCUUGCUGGCAGGGGGUGGGCCAUAUGUGUUCUGGGGGCUGAUCGUGGCGUCGAUUGCCUGCUCCAUCAUCACUGCCGGACUGGCAGAGCUGAGUUCUGCGUUUCCCUCUACCGGAGGACAAUACCAUUUCGCAUUCAUGGUCUCAUCUGAGAAAACCAGAGCUGGCAUUGCUUUCAUCAUGGGCUGGCUCUCUGUCAUCGCCUAUUGUCUCUUCACGGCUAGCGCCACCAUCGUUUGUGCCCAAAUUACUGCCGCAAUCGCAGGAUUCUGGCAUGAGAACUAUGUCGCAACGCAGUGGCAGAUAUACCUGAUGUACAUCUUGUAUCAGGCUCUCGCAACUGCUGUUGUCGUGUUGUUCCCCCGACAGCUGCCGAAGACGGAGAUCGGAUUCUUUCUCAUCAGCGUCUCUGGCUGUAUUGUUUUCUUCAUCACCGUCCUUUCGGCCAGUGAUACCAAACAGCCUGCCAAGGUCGUUUUUACCGAGGUUACUAACGUGACCGGGUGGAGUGACGGUGUUUCGUUUAUUUUGGCAGUUGGGACGUGCAUGUACGCGUACAUUGCCACGGACGGUGCAUCCCAUAUCGCGGAAGAAAUCCCAAACCCGGGCAAAGGUGUCCCUAGAACAAUGAUGCUCAGUCUGGGCAUAUCAGCCGUCAGUGUCAUCCCAUGGACUUUGGCAUUCCUCUUCUCGACCAACGAUCUCGACGCGGUCGCUUCUUCUACCUUCCCCAUUCUCGAAGUGUAUCAACAAGCGUUGAACAACCGCUCGGGUGCCACCUUCCUUGCCGUGUGGCUCCUGGUCAUCUACUUUGGUUCGGUCGUCAGCGUCGUCGCUGCCACGGGCCGUCUGACCUGGGCGUUUGCUCGUGACAACGGUCUUCCAUACUCACCUAUCUUUGCGAAGAUCCACCCCACCCUCAAGAUGCCCGUCAAUGCCACGAUUGUUUCGAGCAUAUUCGUUGCCUGUUACGGUGCCAUCUACGUUGGAUCCACCACCGCAUUCAACAGUUUCAUUUCGAUGUCGAUCCUCUCGCUCAAUGUCACAUACGCAAUUCCUCAAGGCAUUGUUUUCUUCCGGGGUCGGGAUAAUGUGCUUCCACAUACGAGACAGUUCAAUCUGGGCAAGAUCUUCGGCCCAUUCUGCAACAUCUUCUGCGUGUGCUGGGUCUGCUUGUACACGGUACUAUUCUGUCUGCCAACCUUCUUACCAGCUGAGGUCGAGGACAUGAACUACGUUUCUGUUGUUGUCGCCGGCUGUGCCCUUAUUAUUAUUAUCAUGUGGUUCUCUGGGAAGAGAAAGACGUUCGUGGGACCGAUCAUCAAUAUGGAACUCCUGGAAGCCGCCAAGGUUCAACAUGUCGAUGCUGAAACUCAGGCAACAAUCAUCGCUGGUGAGAAGGAGCUCGCGAAUCGAUGA